AUGGGUGUUUGGUUCUUAUCGUUGUUGUUCUUCUUUUUAUGUUCAAAGGUGAGGUCAGAACUGAUACCAUCGUUGCCAGGACAACACGGCCACCUUUCAUUUAGACAAUAUUCAGGUUACAUUGUAACAGAUGCAGAACAUGGCCGAGCUCUUUUCUAUUACUUUGUCGAAUGUUCAUCCAAUGAAGAUGUACUCCACCCUUUAACAUUGUGGCUCAAUGGAGGCCCUGGUUGUUCAUCACUUGGAUUUGGUGCAUUCAUGGAAAAUGGUCCAUUCCAACCAGGAGAAAAUGGAACUCUUAUCAAGAAUCCUUAUUCAUGGAAUAUUGAAUCCCACAUGUUAUACCUGGAAUCGCCAAUUGGAGUUGGAUUUUCGUACUCCAAUACUAGCAAGGAUUACAUCGAUUGGAAUGAUACACAGACAGCUGAAGAUAACUAUAGGUUUAUUUUGAAGUGGUUGGAAGAAUUUCCCCAAUUCAAAGAUUGUGACUUUUUCUUAGCCGGUGAAAGCUAUGCAGGCCACUAUAUCCCACAACUGGCAGCCUUAUUAGUGGAGCACAACAAGAACCCUAACGUGGAACCAGUCAACCUCAAAGCCAUUGCUCUUGGGAAUCCACUUUUGGACCUGGACAUCAGUGUACUGGCCGGGGACUACUUAUGGUCUCAUGGUGCUAUAUCAGAUGAAACCCUCUUCUUGGAGAAGACGGUUUGCAAUGAUUCCAAGUAUAUGCGAGAAUACGUUCAUUCACAAUGGUCUCAAGGGUGCAAUGAUGUGUUCAAUAGAGUUGCAGAUGAAGUUAGUCUCGACGUGGGAUUCGAUGAUCUUCUCUUGCCAGUUUGCACAUCUUCGAGGAACGUCGAGCAAUUUAAAGUUAGAAGCAUAUAUUCAGCUGUUGGUAAGAGAGAAAAGAAGGGUGAUCCAUGUCUUACAGGAAGAAUAUUUACCUACCUUAAUAAGCCUGAAGUUCAAAAGGCACUCCAUGCCAACACAACUCACCUCCCUUUCCAUUGGGAUUUUUGUUUAGGGCCUCUUGUCUACCAAGAAGAGAACAUAGACAUGAACCUUAUUCCUCUUGUCUCAAGUCUUAUCAAGAAGGGUAUUCCUGUCUUAUUGUAUAGUGGGGACCAAGAUGCAAAAAUCCCACUUACUCAAACAAGGAUAAUUGCUAAUAACAUUGCAAAGGAAUUGAAUCUAAGUCCCUUUUCAAACUAUGGCACUUGGUAUGACCAAAAACAGGUUGGAGGAUGGACACAAUCAUUUGGUGGAGCAGAUGCAAAUGGGAAGAAUGUAACAUAUCUAACAUUUGCAACAGUGAGGGGUGCAGCUCAUGAAGUACCUUUCACUUCACCUUCACAAGCCCUCACAUUGUUCCAUUCAUUUGUGAAUGGAAUUCCUUUACCUAGGCCUUCCAGUUGA
Messenger RNA from Gossypium raimondii (Peruvian cotton), 1416 nucleotides. Its product is annotated as serine carboxypeptidase-like 46. The transcript has 9 exons. NCBI's taxonomy places the organism in Eukaryota, Viridiplantae, Streptophyta, Magnoliopsida, Malvales, Malvaceae. Gene Ontology annotation, cellular component: vacuole. Gene Ontology annotation, biological process: proteolysis. The coding region runs from base 1 to 1416 and encodes 471 amino acids. Gene Ontology annotation, molecular function: serine-type carboxypeptidase activity. The record is from RefSeq and is a predicted model, not a curated record.